AUGCAGUACAAAGACAAAUUCUUCCAGGAGCUGUGCACGGAAGGAUGGAAGUGGCGGGUGGUUUGUUGUGAAGCAGAAGCAGCUUGCCCAUGGCUGCCCAGUAUGCUCCAGGCCUCAGCGAACAGCACAAACCUCGUAAGCAAAAAUGCGACAGAGAUCGAGGUAGCUGCAUCGCUAGCAUACCAUUUCGGAAUGACCAAAAAUAUGCAGACAGCAAUCGACACCACGAAAGCAGCCUUGCCGAACAUUUCCUACAUGAACAGUGUGGGGCACUAUGUACAGCACUUCGGCGGUGGAGAUAAGGGUGGCUUUGAGCUCAUCGCCUUUCUGCAGCAGCUGAGCAAAAGCUUCGGACACAGUCUUUUCCUUGGCGAAGAGUAUAUGGAUGCCUUAGCUUUCACACGUUUCAGCGAUCCCAGCUCUACGUAUCCGUUUCUCAGGGCUUCGUUCUGGGCUGCUGCUAUGUCUUCCCCCAAAUCAGCAGACAGCAUUUCCAAGUUGGUCACAAAGUCCGACAUUGAGAAAUUGAAGGGCACCAACAUGAAGACCCAAAUCAAGACAGCUGAAACCUUGCUUAGCUUGAGCUGGAACCUUCUCAGCAACACGGGGAGCCUUCACGAGAAGAAGGGUGUACGGGCAAUGGGUCACAUGAUGAUCAGGACGGCCUUGCUUCUGGUCAAGAAGGAAGCCAAGGGCAAGGAGGGUAAGACCUUUGGUACGUUGCAGAAAGUGCAUGAAGCAUUUACUGCAGAAGUGGGCGACGGGAAUGCUGCAGGGGCAGCAACCACGGCCGAGAGCAGCGAAAGUGGGGGUGAGUUGAGGAUCAUGUCACUGCAGGACACAGCAAGUGCAGCGAUCAUUGCUGCAACAUCCAACUCGUGGCUGAAGGUUGGAGCUCGCUACGUGCAGAAAGACAAUCCUGCGAUCUAUGAGUUCGUAGGAAUGGAUAAUGUAGAUGGAAUCUUCAAGUUGGCGGAUGCAUGGGGCACCGACUACACACUUCGCAUCCCCCACAAGGAUUUGCGAAACAUGCGAGCCACGGAUAAGAAGGUUCCAGCUUUGCACUCGGCGGAACACGUGGCACGUCGCCGUGUGGACUCCUUCAUGACUUUGGAAGAGGAGGUUGCCAAGGCUACAGCUCUCACCAUGUUGUUCAACUUCUAUUCGGAGCUUCUUGGCAUCAUGAGUCGAGUGAUCGAGUGUGCGCAGCAGGUGGACGAAUGCCUGGUCGAUUUGCAGUUCACUUCCGAUGGCAAGGUGUAUGCCGCUAACAACAUAAAAAAGUUCGCACUCAAAGUGUUCCCCAUGGGCAUGCUCAGCAAAAGCAAGAAUGCUGCCGACGAGAAAGGCAAAGUUGUGAUAUCCGUGGCCACUGACAAUUUCAUCGUCCAGCCUCCCAAGAAUGAUCGUUGCAUCGUGCCUUUCUUUUGGGUUGGGCAGUGCUCUGAGGAAGGGUUGGCCAACAUGGAGCAUUUCCAAACCAAAGUGAAAGUAGGUGAGAAGCAACUGAUAGACGGUCCAGAAGUUCAAAUACCCAAGAUGUUGAUUCAGGAAGACUCGGACGGGCAGAAGUGGUUCAAGGUUCGUCCUUCACAUUAUGCGAUUGCAAAGUUGAUGUUGGGACACCUAGAGGAGUUCAAGAAUUGUCGACAGCCCAGCUUGGCGGCUUCCCCACAGAUUGCAGAAAUCCGAAAGAUGCUGCUUGACAAGAUCACCACAGCCCUUGGGCUUGCAGGUGCUGCCGAAUCAGAGCAAGAUGAUUUUUUCGGCCAGGGCAAUCAAGGUGAUGAUGCCAAUGCUAAAGCUGCAGAUGGACUUGAAGAGGAUGAACAGACUCCAAAACGAAGGAAGCUCACAUAUCAAAAAGCGCCACCGACCAUCAACUUGGAGUUGGGUGGCAUUGCAUGCACUUUCAAAACUCCAGCGACAGGACGAGAGAGUGACAUCAUCGUUAUGCUUGAUGCAAAGCAGCUGACAGCUCUGGCUGAUUAUGUGAUACAGGAUACUUCGGGUUGCUUGCAAGGUGAUGCCAAGCGAACUUAUAAGAGGACUGGCCAGUACAGGAAGGUCAGGCAGAACAGCCAAGAGUUUGAGCAGGGGGACGAGUAG
Symbiodinium sp. CCMP2456 is the source of this 2109-nucleotide messenger RNA. The record is from the annotation of a GenBank genome assembly. NCBI's taxonomy places the organism in Eukaryota, Dinophyceae, Suessiales, Symbiodiniaceae.